AUGGGAAAAGGUAUCCCCAUGGGAUUGCCACAGGGCACCAAUAUGGAGACUCUCACCUGUGCCCAGGGCUGCUUCUCAAAUAGCCUUCUGCUCUCAGCCUCAAUCCUGGCCCUCGGGAUGUUCCAAAGCUCCCAGGCAGCCCUCUACAUCCAGAAGAUUCCAGAGCAGCCUCUAAAGAACCAGGACCUCCUUCUGUCUGUCCAGGGCAUGCCAGAAACCUUCCAGGAUUUCAACUGGUACCAAGGGGAGAAGACAUACGGUAGCACGAUGCUCUUCUCCUACAUCCCAGAGCUGCAGAGGCCCCAGAGGGAUGGCAAUGCCAUGGGGAAGCGGGACAUCGUUGGCUUCUCCAAUGGCUCCAUGCUGCUGCGCCGUGCCCAGCCCGAGGACAGUGGCAUCUACCAAGUGUCUGUCACCAUCAAUCCUUCCUGGAGCAUGAAGGCCAAGACUGAGGUCAAGGUGGCUGAAAGGCACCAGAAGCUGCCCAGUAUACACCCACCUAUGAAUGCUGGGACCAUGGCUGCCAUCAUCAUUGGCUCUCUCGCUGCUGGAGCCCUCCUCAUGGGCAGCCUUGCCUAUCUCCUGGUGAGAAGUUGGAAGGGACAAAACCACAGGAUGACCGACACAGAUAAGCCAGAGCGGAGGUUGGAUCGUGAUACUGAGGGAGCGAAUAUCUAUGAGGUGCUGCCAUCUCCGGGCCUCCUGGGCUCUCCAAUCAAUGACCCAGGGCUCUGGAACUUAGCCACGCCCCCGCCCCUACCUCUGACCCUGCCGCCGGAGCCGCAGAACCACCACUACCAGGAUCUGCUAAACCCCGAACCUGCCCCUUACUGCCAGCUGAUGGCAUCCCCCUAA
This is a messenger RNA of Chrysochloris asiatica (Cape golden mole), 855 nucleotides long. RefSeq names its product carcinoembryonic antigen-related cell adhesion molecule 19 (gene CEACAM19). The record is from RefSeq and is a predicted model, not a curated record. The coding region runs from base 1 to 855 and encodes 284 amino acids. NCBI's taxonomy places the organism in Eukaryota, Metazoa, Chordata, Mammalia, Afrosoricida, Chrysochloridae. The transcript has 8 exons.